AUGGCACCAAAGCCACACGGCAGAUCACAGCGCAAGUAUGUGUUCAAUCGGCAAUGUUUCUUAUGUGGUCAAAGUAGCGGGAAUGCAGCAGCCUUCGGAACUAUCAGCGACGCUGCUCACGAACAAAAAUUUCGUUCUCAGAUAGAACUGAUUGUACCUGCAUUGAGCCAUCGAUUAUCACUCAUUGGGGAAAAUUUUCACCGUUCUUGCUAUUCAACACUUAUUGCAAAAAGAAGACGUGUAGAAAUCAAAAGAGGAAAACAAGCACAAUCGGUUACUCUAGAUGAUCAACUUUAUCCCUCAUUUCUGGCACAAGAUGAUGAAUACAAUUUCGGUUCCGAGCAUGCUGAUUUAUCCUCGGCGACAGCAUCAACUCGAAGAUUUAAUCGAAAACAACUUUAUUCACAACAAUCAUUUACAUUACCAAAUACACUCAAGUUCGUCUCAUCUGGCCACAAUGAAGUUGGUAAAUAUCUUAUUUUACCCAUAUCUGUUCUAAUACUCAUUUCUCAGAAAGACUAACAACUC
Messenger RNA from Didymodactylos carnosus, 528 nucleotides. NCBI's taxonomy places the organism in Eukaryota, Metazoa, Rotifera, Eurotatoria, Philodinida, Philodinidae. The record is from the annotation of a GenBank genome assembly.